GAAGAGAGAUCCGAGUGCAGUCUACUUAUUCCUUGUUAUGUAUUAAUCGGUCCUGAACCUUUCUGCUUCCUUGGUUGGGCGAUGCACAAUUCACAGACAUCAAUAUCGAUUGACUGAUUGAUUGACUGGCGGACUAGACUACGUUCAUUGAUCCAUCCAUCCAUACCUCCUCCGUAUCUCCAUACUUACACACUGCUGCAUGCAUUCAUUCACACAUACACAUACACAUCUACGUCUACAUCUACAUACACGCACACGCACACGCACACAUACAACAUACAACAUAAACAUCCUCACACUCAACACACCCUCAAUAUAUACAAAGUACACAGCAGUACUCGACCAAAGUCCGCUGCAUUGUAUCCCAUUCUCGAGCCAUCACAUCUGAGAAUAUCCCUCCAAAUCUGCACCACAAAGGAUCAACAGUCAAUGGAUCCCUAACGAUCAUACCAAGAAUCCCCAAUUCGUGAAAGCCAAUUAGAAUCAAUUACAAGAUACAAAUCAAGGUCGUAUUAUAUAUUGUAUUUGACAACCGCCAUCUUUCGGAUACUUGGAAUACUUGGAAUACCUUCAUUUCCAGUUCCAUCCCAUUCAAACUAAAACGAUACUUCGUACAUGAAAGAAACGGCUUUCCCCAGAUAUAUCAAUCAAUCACCGUCGUGUUCCGCCUAAAGCCGUGGAUCCCCCCAUUUUCACCAUACAUUUUACAUGGGGCAUUGGAUGCUAAGAUACCCCGUUUCCACUUCUCAUCCUGCACCUCAGAAACAACCCAACCCAACCAAUCCAAUCCAUUCGCCAUGAUGACUUCGACAUCGCCCGCAGCUCAUGGACUCGAUCCCAUUCAAACCACAAAUUUGUCUCCCAAUACGGCUCCAGUCGAGAUGGAUGAACUUGACACUUCAAAAAAGUCAAAACUUGUCUCAGGAACGUCGGGUCUAUUAAAUGAUAUUUCGAUCCCGGAAACAUCUCCAAUAACAUCCGAUUAUCCAUCCUAUCCAUCAGCGUCUUCUUCAAUGUUACCCGCAACAACAACAACAACAACAACAAAAACAACAAAUACGACGACAGAGAUGGUGGACUCAUCUAACCAAAAUGCGUCUGUUGGGGAUGAUGGUUCAACAUCACAAGAAGCAUUGACCGCACAACCCGUUACGAACGAAGAAACCUCAUCUAUUGAUCCUGCGCCUGCGCCGCCACCAACAAUGUCAAAAAGCGAAGGUAAAGCACCUGCCAUCGAAUCAUCCUCCGACGCUCAAGAAUCGUCGACUUCGCGACCACGAAUGAAUUCGGAAGCUAUCGGCCCCUCUCUUGAAAAUACCAAAACGCCACCACCACCUACUGACGGAGGGCCUAGACUCUUGAUCACCUUGCUACUUACAUCUGGCGCGCGCCAUCCAUAUAAGAUCGAUGAGAAAUAUUUGACCAAACGCUCUGUUGCGGUGCCAGGUGUUACAGAGAAUGGAAAGAAGGACCCUCUUACUAUCAGUGUAUAUACGCUCAAGGAGUUGAUAUUAAGGGAAUGGAGAGACGAAUGGGAAACAAAGCCAAGCAGCCCAAGUAGUAUACGAUUGAUAUUCUUUGGGAGGCUGUUGGAUGAUAAGGAUCCUUUAAAAGCAUGUAAAUUCAACCCCGAAACAUCAAACGUGGUACACAUGACUAUCAGACCCCAGGAUAUAGUCGACGAGGAAGAUGCAUCAAAAGCGAAGUCCAUGGGCCGAGGAAGAGGAGAGGAUGGGGAAAGCACUGCUGGAUGCAGAUGUGUCAUCCUCUGAAUCCGACCAUUUAAAAGUUAUCACUUUCGUACCAACUACAAACUACAACUCGAAUUCUGCCUAUGGAAAGCAUCGGAAGGGGAAUCUAUUUGUGUACAUGACUCCAAUUCAUUGAACAAAGAUACAACCAAGCAUAUACAUCACAACCGAAGUCACCCAACGGAAUGGGUACAUUACAAGCGAGAAAAUGGCGUUGCGGGUUUGAUUCGAUUGAAGGGUGGUUUUUUCCCCAUAUUUCUUUCUUUAAUUGGUUUAUCGAGCGUUUUUCAAAUAAAAGGGUCAUGGCAUCAUAUCGGAUGUGGAGCUUUGUUAAUACAGGAUUUGGGCGGGUGGAGGAAUGAGCGAGAAUGAGAGCAGGUUGUAUGUCGUGUUGUUGCGUUGUGUAUAAUAAGAUGGAUGUGUGAUCAUAUAUGGAUUUUAGGACAUCAGGAAACUGCGCAUGGAGUGAGAGAUGGCGGGAGGGUGAGCAGAGGAUGAAAUGGCGAAUUGAUUGUUUUUUGAUUGUUUUGAUUGAUAGCGAGCGAUAUGGUUAGGACUUGGGGGAAAGGUGAACUAUUCGAAAGGGAACUUAGGAAUUCAUUAGGAGCAAUACAGUACAGAUGAUGUUCUGGAUAGCGAGAGCGAAUGUUCAUUUGCUUGA
Messenger RNA from Botrytis cinerea B05.10, 2412 nucleotides. RefSeq lists its product as hypothetical. Gene Ontology annotation, molecular function: protein binding. The coding region runs from base 798 to 1772 and encodes 324 amino acids. The transcript is spliced from 3 exons. Lineage: Eukaryota; Fungi; Ascomycota; Leotiomycetes; Helotiales; Sclerotiniaceae. The record is from RefSeq and is a predicted model, not a curated record.